UGAAGGUAUGAAGCCCCGUUCAGUUUGAUCGAUUCUGCUGUUCUAUGUAGGAUGAGUACAUGAAAGCCUCUGUCUUUUUAAGUAAAUAUGUCUAAGCUUGUCUAACUUACCACGAGAUUAUGAGUUAAUAGGUUGCCGACGGUUGAGACGAGUGUGUGGUGUUGGUGGUGAAGCUAAAGUUUAUGACUUACGCAAGCAGAGGCUCGUACUUCCCGCCACCGUCAUUCAUAUUCAUGUUGCGACCUCCACCAUCACAAUCUCACGAUCUUUUUAUCAGAAGGUCUUGACGCCAGUUCAGACAUGGCAACAGGGAUUAGCCACGAUCUUACUACAGAAUCAUCUUCGGAAAAGCUCACACGUAUCGGCACAGGCUGCUGUGGAAGCGUUUGGGCAGAUGCAAACUCAUCAAAGGACGACGGCACCCCCUCCUGCAUCAAAAGAGAAGACGGCGAUCCGCACCGAUCCAUCAUAAAUGAACACUUCAUACAUCAACUUGUUGUUCAGUCUCUUCAACUGAACCCACAACACGCCAGAAACUUCCGAAUACCUCUUUGCCGUGGAUUUCUCAACAAAGAAGACGAGGACUGGUCUCUGGUCCUCCCCCGACUCCCGCCAGGCUCAAAACCUUGUAACGCAUUGCUCAGCGAAAAAGUUCAGCCACUCUCAGAAGACAUUAGAAAGCUGCUGGUCUCCAAAUUCGCAAGAGGAGGAAGUGACCAGGAUGCCAUAAUCAACGACAAAAAGAACGAGCACUGCCUCAUCCGCCCAUAUCUUGGCCGCAGGAAGAAGGAUUGGGGAGACACUAACCGCAGCACUUUCUUCAGCCUGAGGAACUUUCCACUUCAUCUUGAUCGGAUGAUAGAGCUUGGUCUCGAUGUGCAAAGCUACGCGAAGGUCAUCGCGGAAGGCCUCGCAUUUCUCCAUUGGGUCGCUCGCAUUGAUGCCAACGAUGUCGAAUUCGUUCUUGCUCGUUCACGCCCGACUUCACACUCGCACUCACAUAUUCCAUUCGAUAUUACCAUCUUUGGGCCUCACUCAAUGUGGGUUAUAGACUUUGAUUGCUGUGAUCCUAUUACAAUGGACGAAAACGGUGCCGCAACCGCUGCUGAGUGUUUUUGGCGAAAUGAUCCCUACUAUCCUCGACCUGGAUCUGCAGACAACUCUGAUCAGGAGCUUUGGGGUAUUUUUAGAGACCAUUACUUGGAAGUGAGCGAAGAUAUGAUAAAGAAAGAGGAGCAGUCUGUGAAAGGUCUUCCUAGGUUAUUGAUCAGUAUCAUUGAGAAAGGGCCAAAGUCAACCCAAGGGUAAUAAUUAACAACUACAAUCGAAGCAUCAUAAAUUCUUUGUUAUUGUACCCGAGACAUAGUCUUUCUAAUGGUACCCUAAAACUUAUGGGCGGCGGAUAUGGAGUCGCAGGGUAGCCUGUGUAAUCCUCAUGAUCUAGUUGACCAAGAUUACUCUAAGUGUGCAAUAUUUCUAGGCUUCGGCCCUGAUGUCUUUUUGACAGACCAAAUAUUCAAGGCCUUGUCGUACAUCUCAACUUAAAGAGGGUUCAGUGUUGAUGUUGAAACGGGAUUCCGGUGCUGACGGCAGGAUCG
Fusarium redolens is the source of this 1598-nucleotide messenger RNA. Its product is annotated as zinc finger protein-domain-containing protein. The transcript has a single exon. The record is from RefSeq and is a predicted model, not a curated record. Lineage: Eukaryota; Fungi; Ascomycota; Sordariomycetes; Hypocreales; Nectriaceae. The coding region runs from base 301 to 1308 and encodes 335 amino acids.